This is a messenger RNA of Gossypium raimondii (Peruvian cotton), 4087 nucleotides long. RefSeq names its product probable inactive receptor kinase At5g10020. Gene Ontology annotation, molecular function: protein kinase activity; ATP binding; protein binding. The transcript is spliced from 3 exons. Gene Ontology annotation, biological process: protein phosphorylation. The record is from RefSeq and is a predicted model, not a curated record. Bases 721 to 3807 code for a protein of 1028 amino acids. NCBI's taxonomy places the organism in Eukaryota, Viridiplantae, Streptophyta, Magnoliopsida, Malvales, Malvaceae.
AUUAUCUGAUCUUAAGAACUAUUCAACACCCAGAAGCUCAAAUCAUUGUUCUGUUUUCUUACUUCUUUAGUGUUCUUCAUUAAAUGUGUCUGCAAUUUACGACCACAUUAAAAACAAGACCACCUAACACUUCGUUCUCACACACACACUCUCUCUCUCUCACCUCCCUUAUCUCACUCUUCAACAUGGUUUUUCUCUCUGUCUCUGGUCUUUUUCUGCAUCUUUGACCUUCUCUUUACUUAAUAUAACUUCCAAUCGCUACUCUGUGUUGUACUUUCUUUGCAACUUCCCAACCCAAAUAAAGCUCAAGAUUCUCACUUUUAGCGACCCUUUUUUUUCCCCGGUUUGUAUCUUCUUUACUAGUUGCUAAGCAUUAUCUUCUCGCUUCUCACUCUCAGCUCCUUGGUGUGAUGUAGUGUCUUGUUAUGAGCUUUUGAGCUUGUUUCACUUGAUUUGGGUUUCUGUUUAUCUCAAUGGACAUGGGUUUUGAACUUCAUUCAUUGGCUGCUUAGAUUAGUUUAAAAAGGAAGCAUCUUUGUAAGUAUCCCAUUGCUAAAUUAGUUGAAUUUUUUUCAGUGUUAAAACUAUAUCCAUGUGUACUCCUCUAGCUCAUCCAAGCAUUGCAACUUGCUGUAGAAGUUCUCUAUAGCUGUUGUUGGUCCCAUUCUGAUAUAUUCUGAGAUUUGUUGUGGGGUGGGCUUGGGGACUUCAUUUGAAGGAAUGCAGAGAUUCAGUUCAGUAAUUUUGUUGUUUCUGGUAGUGACUGCAUUAGCACAAUCUGAUUUUGAAGCACUCUUAGAGCUCAAGAAGGGCAUAGAGAAAGACCCUUCUGGUAAAGUCAUCGAUUCAUGGGACUCUAAGUCCUUGGCAUCUGAUGGGUGUCCUCGGAAUUGGUUUGGCAUCACCUGUAAUGAAGGCCAUGUGACUGCAAUCACCCUAAACGGCUUGGGUUUGGUUGGAAACUUCAGUUUCCCUGUCAUUGUUGGUCUUAAAUUGCUUAGAAAUUUGUCCAUCUCAAGCAACCAGUUGACAGGGACCAUCUCAAACAUAGGUUCAAUUCGUUCACUCCAAUUUUUGGACCUCUCGGUUAAUGCUUUUCAUGGGGUUAUACCAUCAGGCAUUGCCAAUUUAAAAGAUUUGGUUCUUCUGAAUCUUUCUUCAAAUAGUUUUGAUGGCACAUUUCCCUCUGGGUUUAGCAAUCUUAAGAGGUUGAAAUACUUAGAUUUACGAUCUAAUGUCUUUUCUGGGGAUAUCAUGAAACUUUUGUCCCAAUUGCAAAGUGCGGUGCAUGUGGAUUUGAGCAGCAAUCAGUUAUCUGGUUCACUGGACUUGGGACUUGGAACCUCCCAUUUUAUUUCUUCAAUUCAGUAUUUAAAUAUAAGCCAGAAUUUGUUGGUUGGAGAGCUCUUUGCUCAUGAUGGAAUGCCGUACUUUGACAGUUUAGAAGUGUUGGAUGCUAGUAAUAAUCAGUUAGUGGGAACCAUACCUACCUUCAAUUUCAUAGUCUCUUUGAGGAUUCUUCGGCUUGGGAGCAACCGCUUGUCAGGAUCACUACCAGAAGCUCUUUUGCAAGAAAGCUCCAUGAUCUUAUCUGAACUUGACCUCAGCCUUAAUCAACUCGAAGGGCCGGUGGGGAGUAUAACCUCAACAACGCUAAAGAAGCUCAACAUAUCAUCAAACAAACUCUCAGGGUCCUUGCCUUAUAGGAUAGGGCACUGUGCUGUCAUAGAUCUCAGUAACAACCUGCUCUCAGGGGACUUGUCCAGAAUCCAAGGUUGGGGGAAUUAUGUGGAAGUUAUUGAAUUGAGUUCAAACUCACUAACCGGGACCUUGCCGGACAAAACUUCUGAGUUUUUAAGGUUGACUGCCUUCAAGGUCUGUAACAAUUCAUUACAAGGUGUUCUCCCAUCAAUUUUAGCUACAUACCCGGAAUUGAAGAUCGUCGAUCUUAGUGUCAACCGCCUUAACGGAUCUCUCCUUCCAAGCUUCUUCAUGUCAACAAAGUUGACUGAUCUCAAUCUCUCAGGCAAUAACUUUACUGGUUCGAUACCUCUUCAGGACAUAAAGAACCUGCCUUCUGUAAGUUCUGCUGGAAAUUUGAGCCUGUUGACUCUUGAUCUGUCUCAUAACUCAUUAACUGGCAACUUGCCCCCCGAAAUCGCCAAGUUCCAUAACCUGGAAAUUCUUAACCUAUCCGAUAACAAACUUGAGGGCAGCAUCCCUGAUGGUCUUCCUAAUGAACUGAAAGGAUUCAAUGUGUCUCUUAAUAAUUUCUCUGGUGCUAUACCCAACAACUUGAGGGGGUUUCCUGAUUCAUCAUUCCAUCCAGGAAACUCCUUAUUGAAAUUUGGUUCUUUUCCAUUGUCACCGAAAGGUUCUUCCGACCUGAAUUUGAAGCCUCACAGGUCUCAGAUAAAACCUGUCACCAGAAUUAUCUUGAUUGUCGGCUUGGUUGGCGGUGCUGCUAUAAUAGCUCUUGUGUGUGUAAUGAUUUACUAUAGGAACAACUGGCAGGAAACUAGGAGUGAGGGUUUGAAAAGAAAUGUUGGUAAAGAAACCGUAUGUCAAGGAGAGUAUUCCCUUUCUCAUACAUCAGUACCUUACAGAAGCAAGGAUACAUCAUCUUCCUCAUUUAGCUUUCGCCAAGAACUUUUGUCAUCGUCCAAAAAGAGCUCUGCAUUUGAUCAUGGGAACAGUUCAUUCAUUUUAAAUGACCCAAAAUAUCUUGGUCACCUUGAGUCCACGAGAAGAGAUGAAGGAUUGGCUUCACCAAUGUCCAUCUUGUCAUCUUCAAAUGCAUCUCCAUCUAAAGCUGAAUUUCCAUUUGAGAGUUCCAGUGCACUAAAGGUUCGUUCUCCUGAUAAACUAGCUGGGGAUCUGCAUCUCUUUGAUGGAUCUCUGGCGUUGACAGCAGACGAACUUUCACGUGCUCCGGCUGAAGUUAUUGGAAGGAGUUGCCAUGGGACAUUGUAUAAAGCCACACUUGACUCGGGUAACGUAUUGGCUAUCAAAUGGUUAAAGGAAGGGAUAGCAAAAGGUAAAAAGGAAUUCGCAAGGGAGGUAAAGAAACUCGGGUACAUCAAACACCCAAACUUAGUUUCUCUUCAGGGUUAUUACUGGGGUCCCAAGGAGCAUGAGAAGUUGAUCAUAUCAAAUUAUGUAAAUGCACGAUGUUUGGCCUUCUAUCUUCAAGAGACAGAGCCAAGAAAAUUGCCACCCUUGUCCCUGGACGAACGGCUUAGGGUUGCUAUAGAUGUGGCUCGGUGUCUGAGCUACCUACACAAUGAGAGAGCAAUACCCCAUGGCAACCUUAAGUCAACAAACAUUUUACUAGAAACUCCUAAUUUGACUGCACGCCUCACUGAUUACAGUCUCCAUCGGAUACUGACAUCAGCUGGCACAGCUGAACAAGUUCUGAAUGCAGGUGCCCUUGGCUAUCGGCCCCCUGAGUUUGCUAGCUCAAGUAAACCAUGUCCAUCCUUGAAAAGUGAUGUGUAUGCCUUUGGGGUCAUAUUGAUGGAGCUUCUAACUGGAAAAAGUUCAGGAGAGAUAGUUUCGGGGAGCACAGGUAUGGUUGAUCUAACCGACUGGGUGAGGUUGUUAGCAUCGGAAAACCGUGCCGAUGACUGCUUUGAUCCUAUGAUAUUGGAAAAGGAUAACAUGGAACAAACACAUAGAACACUCGACGCCAUGCUACAAGUGGCACUGAGAUGCAUCCUACCGGCUCAAGAGAGACCCGAUAUGAAAUCAGUUUACGAAGAUCUCUCGGUAAUUGUGUUACAGAAAAGUAAACAAAAGGGGUUCUAACUAUGUAGUUUAACUACUAACCCCACAUUGAUUGGUUAAUUACUAUCAUAAGUUGGAAUUCAAGUCUCGGAUUGUGUUCUCUGGCUCGAAAUUCGUACCGUAAAUAUCAUUUUGGAUAGGGUUAGUAGGAAGAAAUAAAGUUUCAUUGUAGAUGGUGGGUUAACCACUCCUUUUUAACCCUUGUCUAUGAAUGUAACUUUAGGAAUAGAUUUCAUUGACUCAUUCUGUGAAAUAUAACCAUAAGCCUUCAUAUAUAUAUAACCCUAUGUUUCUUUACAAA